Molecule: messenger RNA, 394 nt
Organism: Macrosteles quadrilineatus (aster leafhopper)
Lineage: Eukaryota; Metazoa; Arthropoda; Insecta; Hemiptera; Cicadellidae
Gene: ND-MNLL
Exons: 2
Coding region: 143-322 (59 amino acids)
Cellular component (GO): mitochondrion
Source: RefSeq, a predicted model, not a curated record
GGAGAUUUCUAAGUAGGUGGAGUGCUUGCAUCAUUUUUCCUUCUAUUGCUUUUACAUCAAUUUUCUUGGAUUGGAACCACACCAGAAAGUGGAAGCUAUCUCUGAAAGAAGCUAAGGACAAGGAUACACUCAACAACUAAUAAUGGGCAGAGCACUGUUUGGUAUAACUAAAGACUUUGUCUGGCUGGGCAUCCCACUGGCUGGUCUUCUAUUGGGCAAGUAUAUAGAUGACCUGGAGACUCUGAGAAUGACGAGGUUCAGAGACAAGAGUUCUCUCUUCGGACGACAGUUGGCUCCUGGGGAAGCUCCUUCUUGGCCAUGAAGUGUCUGAGUUUUAUUAGUACUGUUAUAUUUAUGGUUUAUAUGUAUAAAUAAAAGUUAAAUCUGCAAUCAA